This is a messenger RNA of Tupaia belangeri chinensis (Chinese tree shrew), 573 nucleotides long. Its product is annotated as pollen-specific leucine-rich repeat extensin-like protein 1. The transcript is spliced from 3 exons. NCBI's taxonomy places the organism in Eukaryota, Metazoa, Chordata, Mammalia, Scandentia, Tupaiidae. Bases 1 to 573 code for a protein of 190 amino acids. The record is from RefSeq and is a predicted model, not a curated record.
AUGGGACAAGGGAACAUGAACCAGAGCCUGGAGCCUCUGCUCUCAGUCUCACUUCCUGCCACCUGCUCACUUCUCGGGGACAGGUUCUUGGCCACGUCCUCCUCAGCAAAUGCUCGCCCUUCUCCAGGCCCCACUCGGCCCCACUCGGCCUCCCCCUUCCAUCCCAUCCAUGAGACCGACAGCUGCUACCCUCUGCUCCUGGAGGGGGCCUGCGUGCGGGUGCAGGGAGGCCCCAUGACUCUGCCACCCCCAGGCGCCAUGACUCUGCCACCCCCAGGCGCCAUGACUCUGCCACCCCCAGGCGCCAUGACUCUGCCACCCCCAGGCACCAUGACUCUAUCACCGCUAGGUACCAUGACUCUUAACACCCCCAGGCACUAUGACUCUGCCACCCCCAGAUGUCAUGACUCUGCUUCUCCCAGCCCCAUGACUCUGCCACCCCCAGGCGCCAUGACUCUGCCACCCCCAGGCGCCAUGACUCUGCCACCCCCAGGCGCCAUGACUCUGCCACCCCCAGGCGCCAUGACUUUAUCACCCCUAGGUACCAUGACUCUGCCACCCCAGGCGCCAUGA